Diplodia corticola is the source of this 1482-nucleotide messenger RNA. RefSeq names its product s-adenosyl-l-methionine-dependent methyltransferase. NCBI's taxonomy places the organism in Eukaryota, Fungi, Ascomycota, Dothideomycetes, Botryosphaeriales, Botryosphaeriaceae. The transcript is spliced from 3 exons. Gene Ontology annotation, molecular function: O-methyltransferase activity. The record is from RefSeq and is a predicted model, not a curated record. Bases 1 to 1482 code for a protein of 493 amino acids.
AUGUCACUCACAGCAGUAGCAGAAGUAGUUCUGGCCAACGCCAAAGAGCUGGACAAGCGCGGCGUCGUCGACAUCGAGUCCAAAAUCGGAUUCCGCGACCCGACCCAAAGCGACCUUGACUGCCGAUCCCGCCUGAUCACCGCCAUCCGGGAGCUGGAAAGAAUGGCUCUCGGUCCAGCGGAGACCAUAUACAACAUGCUAAUGGCCAGCACCGGCGAUAUCACCAGCCUUCUCACCCUCUCCCGCUACGCCAUCCCCACACACGUCCCACCCCACGGCACCACCACCAUCGCCGCCCUCGCACAAAAAUGCACCUUCACCACCACGACCAACCCCACCACCACCCCCUCCCCCUCCCCCUCCCACACACUAGACGCCCAAACCCUCGCCCGCCUCCUCCGCCCCGCCAUCGUCUCCGGCAUCUUCGCCGAAGGGCCCGAGCCCGGGUCCAUCAGCCACACGCCGACGUCCCGCCUCCUCCUCCGCGACCCGGACUUUCUCGACCUCAUCGGCUUCUACGCCGAGGAGAACGGCGCCGCGGCGGGGAAGGCGACGCUGGACGGCCUCGAGCGGUGGCGCAACUCGCGCGAGCCGGCGGAGACGGGCUUCGCGGUCGCAGCUGCUGCGGGCCAGCGGCGCGGGGAGCGGAAGGAGGAACCGGACGGCGGGAAGCACGGAGGAGGAGAAGGAGGAGGUGAAGGAGGAGCGGGCUUUUUUGCGGAGCUGCGGCGCGAUCCCGCGCGCGUGAAGAGGGCGGCCGGCGCGUUCAAUGCGUUGCCGCAGAUGCUGGUGCAGGGGAACGACGGGCUGGCGGCGUCUCGCGUGUGGCGGGAGGUGGAUGCUUCCGCUGACGACGGUGGUGCUCAUGGGGAGGAGGAGCAGCCGGACGACGCCGACGCAGCCGCCGCCGCCGCCGCCGCCGCCGGCACCGCCCUCGUCGUCGACGUCGGGGGCAACCGCGGGCACGCGAGCAUGGCGAUCGCGGACGCGACGUCGGCGCGGGUGCGGUUCGUCGUCGAGGACCUGGCGGGGCCGGUGGCGCUGGGGGAGCGCGGGCUGCCGGACGAGUAUCGCGGGCGGGUGUCGUUUCGGGUGCAGGACUUCUUCGAGGAGCAGGCCGUGGUCGGGGCGGACGUGUAUUUUUUGCGGAAGGUGCUGCAUGAUUUCCCCGAUCAUUAUUGCGUGAGGAUCGUGCGGGCGUUGGUCCCGGCGCUGAAGCGGGGCGCGAGGGUCGUGGUGUGUGAUCGACUGAUGCCGGACAUGGCGAAGGCUGGGUAUGAGCAGCGAGAGGCGAGGUUCAGUGAUCUUACGAUGCUCCAGUUGUUGAACGGUCGGGAACGAACCGAGACUGAUUGGAAGGAGUUGUUUGCAGAGGCGGACUCAAGGUUUGAUGUCGAAUUCGAGCAUUGGACUGGAAACCUUCAUGGCCUGAUCAUUGCGACUUGGAGACCUGAACAGACCGGCCAUCAAGUGAAGCUUUAG